Molecule: messenger RNA, 2535 nt
Organism: Nematolebias whitei (Rio pearlfish)
Lineage: Eukaryota; Metazoa; Chordata; Actinopteri; Cyprinodontiformes; Rivulidae
Product: hepatoma-derived growth factor-related protein 2
Exons: 5
Coding region: 73-2421 (782 amino acids)
Source: RefSeq, a predicted model, not a curated record
UAGAGUGAUUGUUUUCAAUAGAGGUUACAGUGAAGUCUCGUUACGUUGACUGGAACGAUUAAAUUAUAGUAAAUGAAGAAAGUGGCGCCUGUGGGUCAGAACAGAGAUGUGGAUGAAGCCAGCAACAGUGAUUCUGGGGACAGCAUAUUCAUCACACAGAAAACCAUACCUGAAGCGAUACGACCAAGGGGGGAGAACCGCCCCCACCUGUCCCCAUUCUGCACCCAGGAAGAACUAGCAGAUCAUGAGGAUGAAGCUGCUUCAUCAUCUUCCGACGUGGAAUCCAAGACAAACAGAAAGCAAAAGAAAAGGGUUCUCGGAGUACCCACGUUCAACUUCUCUUUUCUCUCUAAGGGGAAGAGGCAGACUGAUUUAACUCGUGAUAAGAUCAAAAAACUCCAUAGUUAUGUGAUUGGAGGAUUCUUCAAAUCCAGCCAAGAGCUGUGGAAGAGCUAUGAAAGAGGAGAGGAUAUGACAGAAUCGUUACCAACUGUUGACGUGGACGGGGAGUGUAUGUCUCCAAUACCAGAAGAAGAAACGAUGGAGGAUGAGGACAUCAAAGUGGUGGAAAGAAAACAUUUUGCAACAUCAAUAAAAGCAAGGAGCUCACAGCCAUGGUGCACUCCGAAGACCAGGUCCAGCGAGAAAGGAAAACCAAGUCAGGAGCAGAAGGGGUCGCAAGGUGAACGACGGAAGGCGGCACGCCAAGUCUCAAAGUGUAAGACGGAUAAAGUGGCACCAUCUUCAGCUACGCAGACGCCUCAUCGUGAAGACGCUCUUUGCAGAGAUUUGACAGAAACGGAGCCAUUGGUGACGAGGGAUGAGAACACCAGGACUGAAACCGAAACAGGAAAACGAGUAAAAGGAAAGACAAAACAGCUUGGUAAUGGGAGCAUUAAGAAACUAAAUCCAAAGAGAGACACACAAAGGGACAGAGACCCUCACACUGACGUCCUCCAUGAGGACGGGCAGAGCAGUUCAGGAAAUGCAGAAUGCAGCCACGAAAGACAAAAGCUCCCUCAGAGUGACAUUAAUAAUGAUACACCGUGUUUAAAGAAGAGAAAGAAGAAAGGGGGCAGAGGAGGGUGUGAAAGUGUAGAAAAAGGGGCGGAGCAAAGUCAAGCAGAGACGGAAGGUAAACCUGAAGAGCACCUUCCCAGUCUGUUGGAGGACAUCAACGUGACAACUGUUCCCCAUUCAGAACCAGAGAAGAAGAAACCUGCAACAGCUGGCAGACAGGACCAGUCUGCCCAGUCCAUGGAGGAGCCUUCUGGAGUGAUCAGUCAGGCUGACUGGAAGAAGAAAAAGGAUGUUGAUGUGGAAAGUAGAGAUGCCAACGAAACUGCUGAACCUCCAGCUAACCAAGUCAACGUACAGAAGAAGAGAGACUUGAACGAGCCUUCGGAUCUCUCUCAAACACCAACAGAACGUCCAGGAGAGGUGGGAGCUGAUUCUGAAGAUACUGAAGCUCCUCAAGAGACGUUAGGAUCGAGUUUCACUAAAAGAAAGAAGAAGAAGAAGAAGGAACUUCCUGAUUCUUCUGACAAAGAUGUGAACUUUUGCAACGGCGCUGUAACAAACGCAGACCUAACAGUUAAAAAGAAGAAGAAGAUGGUGGAUGUCUCGCACACAGCCGAGGAAGAUGAGAGUGUAGAUAAUACACAGACAGAGGAGCGAGAGACUGAACGGAGGACGAAGAAGAAGAAACGGAAACAAAGCUGGUACUGCGAGGACACCACAGCACUGGCUGAAAAUUCUGUGUUUGUGCGGAAGAAGAUAAAAGGUCCUUCCUUCCUCCCUGCUGAUGAAGAGGAAAAUGGCGCUGAGGCAGAGCGCAGCCGUUUACAGUCUAAAGCUGAAAAGCCUGAUGUCAGCGCCAACGGUUUAGCUGCGACAUCAGAAGAAUUUCCUGAAAGUUCGGCUGAAUCAAAAAACAGGGUUAAGAAAAAGAAGCAGAGGUCAGCUGAGCAGGACUGUGUGAAAGGAGAGACGGAAUGGGAGGAACCAAAGGAGACGGCUGAACCCGAGGUCAAGAAGAAGAAACGUAAGAGGAAAGACAGCGAGAUGAUGAGUCCAACAGAAAAAUACGUGGAUGAACUGCAAGCUGAAGAGGACGUUCCUCUGAAGAAGAAGAAGAAGAAGAAAAUCCCACCAGCUGCCACUGAGGAUGCUGAAUCAGAACUCACUUUAGAUUCACCCAAGAAGUUAAAAAAUAAAAAAGCUGCAGAUAAACUUUCUCUCCUAAACAAAAAACCCUUUCCUAAAACUGCUGAUUCAGAGGCACAUAAAAGUCAACAACCAGGAAGAACAGAGCCAGACUUUAAUUUCAGCUCUGCCUCUGAAACGUCUCGUAUGAAACAGAAAAAGAACAAGAAGAAAAGACUCCACCAUCCAAAUCAGGACUUUCUGUUUGACCUUUAGUGCAAGGUUUCUGUCUGAGAGGAUUUUAAAUGAGAAGGAAAAUGGAAAUACUUUUUUUACAUUUUACUAGAUUUAUUUUUUACUAGAACAUAUUUUUUCAAGCAUGGAACUGGA